AUGAAGCCCCCGAAGCCGAUGUCUCGCAACCGCCUGAAGAAGCACCAGCAGGCGCUGCUGCUGAAGCAGCUGCAACACAAGACAAGUGAGGCUGCUCCAGAAGCCAAGGAAGAUGCAGAUAUGUUAGAUGCCUUCAUGUCUGCUCUCGAGGCAGAGGCGAAGGAAGAGCUGAGUGCAGCGAAGGCCGAAGGCGAAGGUCAGGUGGAGGCCCUGGAAUGUAUCUCCGGCCGCAGCUCAGAGCCGCCGCGGCCCCAAAGCAUUUCUCUUGAGGAGAUCAGUAGGUGGCAAGAGGUUGAAGCUGCGUACCUACCGCCAGGCGCGGUGGCGAAGUCAGCAACAGGCGCAACAGCAGCAGCUGCACCUGCUACUUCUGCAGCACCUGCAGCAACUGCUGCACCUGCUGCUGCUGCAGAGCCUGCAGCUGCAGCAGGCGCAGCUGCAGCGCCUGUGCCUGCGAAAGCUUCAACAGGUGACGUCAAAGUUGAAGGAACAACGGAGGGAGCGGUUGGCGGCUCUUCUGCUGCUGCUGCCGCUCCGCCGAUGCCGGAUGUUUCCAAAGUCAAGCGCGAGCCAGCGGCAGGAACAGCAGACGCUUCUCCCGCAAGUGCUGCUGAACCAGCUGCAGCAGGGCCAUCAGCUGCUGCAGCUCCAGGUGCUGCUACCGCUCCCUCGACCAGCGGAACUGGGCAUGCGGGGGUCAAAGCUGAGGGUGGAGAGGCACCAGCAGCGACACCAGCAGCAGCAGAAACGCCAGCAGCAACAACGGAAGCAGAUGCGGUUGACCCAGAGGAAGCAAAGUACCACGAGAUAUUCCUUGAGGCGCUGCGGAAAGGCCGCUUAAAGGGGCGUCCUGGCUCUGGGGAAGGUGCCUCGGACAAAGGUAAGGGAUCGGCUUCAAAGGACGACGAUGCUGAGGAGGAAGAAGUGCUGCUCUACUCGGAUCACGAAGAAGCGGAGGAAGAAGCUGCGCAGGUAGCAGAAACCGCUGCAGAGGCAGCAGAAGGUGCAGCUUCAGGAAAAGGAAAGAAUGAUGACGAAAACGAAACGCAAGCCAAGGAGCAGCUGGCGAACCUAUCUUACUUCGACCUUGUCAAGCGCGUUGGACUCAAAAAGGAACUCCCUCUCGUUGACCAUGCGUCGUGCAAGUUCCCUCCAAUCAAGAAGAACCUCUAUGUGCAGGUAAAGGAGCUCACGGACUUGAAGGACCACGAGGUGGAGGCGAUACGGAAGACGAACGGAAACAUCAAAGUUCGUGGGAAGCAGUGCCCCCGUCCUGUCAGUUCUUUCCACCAGUGUGGUUUGCCAGAAAAGAUCCUUAGGCACCUAGAACUACGUGGGUUUGAGAAGCCGUUCCCGGUCCAAAGCCAGUGUAUUCCCAUCUUGAUGUGCGGGAGAGAUCUCAUCGCUGUGGCCGAGACGGGCAGCGGCAAGACCUUGGCGUACGCCUUGCCUCUUGUGCGUCACGUAUUAAGCGUUAAAAGGCAAUAUAAAGAGUACCUGGCGAAGCAAAAGGAAGAAAAGCUGCUGAGUUUGCAGCAACAGGAAGAACAGCAGCAACAGAAAAGCGCAACAGAGGGACAAGCUGACGCCGCAGCUCCCACAGCGAAUACAGCUUCAGACCCCAAGGGAGGACAGCGUGGGAAGCGGCCAGCUGCAGAUAAUGAGGAUAAGGACAGGUACCGGAAGAACGAAAAGGGUGAAAGGAUGCUGAUCUAUGGGAACUUCAAGGAGGGAAUGAUCGGCCUGGUCAUUGCCCCGACUCGGGAGUUGUCGCUUCAAAUUUCGAAGGAGGUUUCGCGUCUGUGCAAGUUGGUGGACUUGAAUGUUGCUUCACUAUAUGGAGGGGCAGGCAUCGGGGGCCAACUGGGACAAGUACGGCGAGGGGUAGAUGUAGUAGUAGGAACGCCGGGAAGACUAAUUGACGUUCUUACUCUCAACUCUUGCAAAUUCACAAGCCUUAAGCGCGUGACCUUCGUGGUGCUGGACGAGGCCGACCGAAUGUUUGAUUACGGAUUCGAACCGCAGAUAUCUUCCAUCCUGAGGAGCACUCGCCUAGAUAGGCAAACUUGUCUCUUUUCUGCAACUUUCCCUUCCCACAUUGAAUCUUUGGCUCGGCGCAUCCUUUACAAACCAGUUGAAGUUGUUGUUGGUGAAAAGGGCCGAACAGCUGCAAAGGUGCAGCAGUACGUUGAAGUGAUGGAUGAAGAACGCAAGUUCUACAGACUACUGCAACUUUUAGGGGAUUGGCAGGACUAUGGAUCGAUCAUAGUCUUUGUAAACAAGCAGAUAGAAGCUGACGAGCUGUUUGCUGAACUUUUGAAGUAUGGUUAUCAGGCGCUUGUGCUGCAUGGAGGACAAGAUCAGACGGACCGAGAGUUUACAAUACAGGAGUUUAAAGAUGGCACGAAGACGCUGUUGAUUGCGACGAGCGUAGCAGCGCGUGGGCUUGAUGUACCCUCGGUUGUUCUGGUUAUCAACUUUUGCUGUCCUUCGCACAUUGAAGACUACGUCCACCGCAUCGGCAGGACAGGGCGAGCGGGGAACAUUGGGGUUUCAUAUACGUUCAUAACCCCUCAAGAGGCAGACAAGGCAGAAGAGCUUGAAGGGGCAUUAAUUCAGUCUGGGCAAAAUGUCCCUCCGUCUUUGGCAGCGCUCAGUUCGGAGUUCCGCGUACAGUGCAACAUGGGUUUGGCGCAGAAGACGAAGCGAGGCGGAUUUGGGGGGAAAGGAUUUACAUUCUCAAUUACAGAAAAAAGUCGCCAACAGCAGCAGAUGCAACAAGCCAAGAAAGAAUUGUCUGGAGCCAACGACUUUGAUGAGGUUGAGGAAGUGGAACUGUUGCUUCAGAGAGAUGACUUUUUGCCCCCACCGCCUAAUAACACCCAGCUGGCACUCACCAACACCAUGUCAACAAUGGAUGCAGCAAUGGCAGCAGCUACAGCAGCCGCGGCAGCAAAAGGUGGGGCCGCAUCGACGCCGGGCUCACUGCAAUCCGCAGUGGAGGCUGCCGCUGCCAAGGCGGCCUUAUUGGCAAAACAUCAGCUGGCUGGAGGCGACACCGUCACCCAGCCGGCGAGUUCCACAGAAGGUGUUGCGCGUGUCAAGCUCAUUGCAAAAAUACUCAAGUUGCAGGAUGCCGAGCUUGCCAAACGACCACCAUCCACUCCGCCGGCUCCACCGCCAGGCCUACCGCCACCCGGAAGCGAGAAGACAAAACUGACUGCAGACCAACAGAAGCGCUUGUUGGUUAUGAGAAUGCGACCACUUGGGGAUGUUGGGUGGAUUGUUUUGUGGACUACUUGGGAAAUCGUCCACCCGUUCGGAAAGUAUUCCCAGCGGUUGUUCCAUUUGGUGGACUUCAUGCUACAGCAGGCGCUGAAAGGCCUUCCGGAAGCAGAUCGAGGGCAAUACAGAGACAAGUUGCGUGAAUCGUACAAGAAGCACUUGUCACCUCGUCCGAAAGUUCAGCAAAAAGCAGCGCCGGGCAUGCAGCUGGCUUUGGCCACUUCCAUAACAGGGCAAGCGCUGCCAAAAGAGAAGGACCCAUUUAUGGAUGCCGCAGCGGAGGCACUAUCUAUUCUUAAGCAAGGCACCACAGCAAGCUCUGGUCAACUCCAGGCAGCUCUUGACAAGAUAAAGGCAUUCUCUGACUCAGCCGAGCUAGCGGCGGCUAUUAGUAGCGUUUCGGCGCCUUCGAACCCUACGCUUGGCAAGGUGCCUGGACUUUCCGAGAAGGGAUUUGUCUGUCCUGAGACUGGCAAUUUCGUGGAUGAACUUGAAAUUAACGACUAUCCGCAGGUGGCACGAUACAAAAUCACCCAGAAGGAGUUGAUGUCACGCAUCAUGGAAGAAACCGGGGCUGUUUUAUAUGUGAAAGGCCAGCACGUGGAACCGGCGCUGAAGCAUCGCACGCAGCUUGCACCGGGCGUGAAGUUCUUACAUGUGGAAAUCAUUGCCCCGACACCAAUUCAAGUUCAGAGAGCAAGGCAUGCAGUGUACGAGCUGGUGGAAUCCAUCGCGCUGAAGUCACUGAAUCUAACGACCAGUCAGCGGCAGGCUGUUGGGCGCUAUUCCGUUGUCUAG
Messenger RNA from Eimeria mitis, 4083 nucleotides. Its product is annotated as ATP-dependent RNA helicase, putative. Gene Ontology annotation, molecular function: nucleic acid binding; ATP binding; RNA helicase activity. Bases 1 to 4083 code for a protein of 1360 amino acids. NCBI's taxonomy places the organism in Eukaryota, Apicomplexa, Conoidasida, Eucoccidiorida, Eimeriidae. Gene Ontology annotation, biological process: mRNA splicing, via spliceosome. The record is from RefSeq and is a predicted model, not a curated record. The transcript has 19 exons. Gene Ontology annotation, cellular component: nucleus.